Heteronotia binoei (common prickly gecko) is the source of this 1505-nucleotide messenger RNA. It is a transcript of the gene MFAP4, whose product is annotated as microfibril associated protein 4. The transcript has 6 exons. NCBI's taxonomy places the organism in Eukaryota, Metazoa, Chordata, Lepidosauria, Squamata, Gekkonidae. The record is from RefSeq and is a predicted model, not a curated record. The coding region runs from base 194 to 973 and encodes 259 amino acids. Gene Ontology annotation, biological process: elastic fiber assembly.
GAUCCUUGGCCUGGGGUGGGUGGCUGGGGGUGCUGGUGGGCAGGCAGUGGGGUGGGAGCUGUACACAGAGACAACCUGCAUGCCAGACAGAGCGAGGCAGUUGGGUGGGCGGGAGAGAGAACUUCUAGAGGGAACUCUGUCCAGGCUUAAAAAUAGGGGACCAACGUUUGCCACUGAGGAACCUUAAGACAACAUGAAGACCUCUCUGAUUUUGCCAGGAUUGCUGUUUCUCCUCCUCCUCCUUGUUCAGUCUCCCAUUGCACAAGGACAGGCUAUCAGUGCCCAAGCCCAGCAACACUGCGGAGAAGAUGCCUUCCCACUAGAUUGUGAUGACAUUUACGAACAAGGUUCCGUGGCAGAUGGGGUGUAUCUCAUUUACCCGGCAGGACCCAAUUCCCCUGUGCCUGUGUACUGUGACAUGACCACAGACGACGGAAAAUGGACGGUUUUCCAGAAACGCUUCAAUGGUACUGCUAGUUUCUUUCGGGGCUGGAAUGACUACAGAUUUGGCUUUGGCAAGGCAGAUGGCGAAUACUGGCUAGGACUGAAAAAUAUUCAUCACCUGACCCUUAAGCACAAGUAUGAGCUACGUGUGGAGCUGGAGGAUUUUGAGAACAACACAGCUUUUGCCAAAUAUACAGAGUUCUCACUCUCGCCCAAUGCCAUCAGCGCAGAGGAAGACGGGUAUACACUUCAUGUGUCUGGCUUCACUGAUGGGGGAGCAGGUGACUCACUCUCCUACCAUGAUGGCCAGAAGUUCUCCACUUUUGACCGUGAUCAGGACCUUUACGUGCAAAACUGUGCAGCACUCUCCUCAGGCGCUUGGUGGUUCAAGAGCUGUCAUUUCUCCAACCUCAAUGGCUUCUACCUUGGUGGGGCCCACCUCUCCUAUGCCAAUGGCAUUAAUUGGGCUGCUUGGAAGGGCUUCUACUACUCCCUCAAGGAAAGUGAGAUGAAAAUACGCCGUGUCUGAGACCCGAGAGAAUGAGUGGGCUAUUCCCAUCCUAGCACUUACCCACUGGAGAGAUGAUGUAGGCUUGUUGUCCAAUUCAUUUUUUAAAAUAAUAAUAAUAAUAAUUACAUUGUGGAGAUGGGAAUCCAGGAUUGGUCCAGUGGGGGACUGGCCCACACAAACAAACAUAAACCAGUUUCACUCUUGUUUUAUGCUGUCACAGCUACGACAUCUCUUAAAGACAUUUUAGCACUCUCACAAAAAUACACUUCUCAGAGUACUUUGGGCAAAGCGAAGACUGUUAACCCACUCCGAGGCUGGUUUAAGUGUAUAAGGAAGAUGGGUUGCAAUGGCCUUCAUUUUAUUUAGGACUGGGAUUGACUGUCACUGGUAGCAUUGGCUGGACUAGCAAGAGACUUAAUAAUUCAGACUGAGAAUUAAUGAUAAAAUGACUGUAUGGGAAGGAGAUGCCAACCAAAAUUUUUACCAGAAAAAUCACUAUUGCUUGGUACCCCUUGGAUUUUAUGUUUAAAUAAAGCCCUAUUAUCUGAAA